AUGGCUAUUGGCUACUUGCCAGUUGCCACUAUCCACUGGCGACCUCAUAAUGCAACAGACACCCUCAUGCAAGGUGAUAUGCUCAAUUCUUCCGUUCCUCUUGUUUCAAGAAACGAGAAAUUCACCUUGAGCUUUUUCCGUAGCCCGCAACGUUCCGGGAACGGGUGGUACUUGGGAGUAUCGUCAGGAGAUAAUAUUGAGGGACAGUCUAUCUGGGUAGCCAAUCGAGAGAUGCCUAUCCGAGAUGAUUCAGUGGUCCUUCUCAUAGAUGAAACUGGUUCACUACUCAUAAAACACAAUAGUGGGGAUUCUAUCAAGCUAUUUUCAGGUCAAUCUAGAACCAAUUUAGCUGCUGUUUUGCAAGAUGAUGGAAACUUCGUAUUGAAAGAAACAAACUCUGAUGGGACUGCGAAUUCCGAACCGCCCUUGUGGCAAAGUUUUGAUCUUCCGACGAAUUCUCUCUUGCCGGGAAUGAAACUGGGGAUCAACGACAAGACUGGUCAGAACUGGUCACUUACAUCAUGGCUAAGUUAUUCUCUACCGACUCCAUGGGCUUUCACUUUGGAAUGCUGCUCCAUGUUAUCAAAGGAUGGAAACAGUGUUACAAGUUUGUGGUUGACGAGUGUGGAUCCUUGUGGAUACAUGACUCGUAAAUAUCUUUUUCGGUCUUUAUUAUGCGACGGAACACCACAGAUUUUGGUUGUAAGAGAUGGAAGAUCUAUCUUGCAGGCAUGGUCAAAAGUUGGAAGAAGGGCGAUUUCUAACAACGAUCCUCAAAUUAUUCGUGUAUCUGACAACAGGGCAGAUCUGAGCUUAAGUGACUGCAAGGACAUGUGCUGGAAAAAUUGUACUUGUGUUGGAGUUCAAGAAAAGGCCCUAAUCCUGAUGGGACAGGCUGCACGUUUCUCUCUGGACCUUUGA
This is a messenger RNA of Pistacia vera, 921 nucleotides long. Its product is annotated as G-type lectin S-receptor-like serine/threonine-protein kinase CES101. The coding region runs from base 1 to 921 and encodes 306 amino acids. NCBI's taxonomy places the organism in Eukaryota, Viridiplantae, Streptophyta, Magnoliopsida, Sapindales, Anacardiaceae. The transcript has 3 exons. The record is from RefSeq and is a predicted model, not a curated record.